Drosophila persimilis is the source of this 980-nucleotide messenger RNA. RefSeq names its product U6 small nuclear RNA (adenine-(43)-N(6))-methyltransferase. Gene Ontology annotation, molecular function: nucleic acid binding; 23S rRNA (adenine(1618)-N(6))-methyltransferase activity. Gene Ontology annotation, biological process: rRNA base methylation. The record is from RefSeq and is a predicted model, not a curated record. The transcript has 4 exons. The coding region runs from base 9 to 926 and encodes 305 amino acids. NCBI's taxonomy places the organism in Eukaryota, Metazoa, Arthropoda, Insecta, Diptera, Drosophilidae. Gene Ontology annotation, cellular component: nucleus.
AAAUUGAAAUGGUCAGAAAUAAAAUGAACAAGUAUGCCAUGCAUCCGCGCAAUAUUCUGCGCGUGCCGCCCGACUACACCAAGUUGGCCAUCAAAUACAGGGACUUCAGACAAGUCUGUGAAUUGGAGCUUACAGGCAAAGUCUCGGUUAAUUUUCGCAAUGAGAAGACCUUACGCGAACUGUCCAAGAUGCUGCUGAAAGAAUAUUUUAAAUUAGAUGUGGAUUUUGCACCCGGCAGCUUGGUGCCCACAUUGGCCCUGCGUUUGAACUAUAUCCUCUGGCUGGAGGAUAUGCUGCUGCCGCUUAACUUGGAGACUGUGAGGGGCAUUGAUGUUGGUUGUGGCUCCUCUUGCAUUUACUCGUUGCUUGGCGCCAAAAAGAACGGCUGGAACAUGCUGGCCCUAGAGUCGAAGGAAGAAAACAUUGACUAUGCCCGGAAGAAUGUCAGGCGAAACAACCUGGAAGAACUUAUUGAAGUCUAUGCCCAGCCAGACAAGUCCAACAUCUUCAAGAGCUACUUUGAGACGGAGAAACUGAGGAAGGAAUUUCACUUCUGCCUCUGUAACCCACCAUUCUUUGACUCAAACUCCCCCAAUCCGUUCGGGGGCAACACGCGCAAUCCCCAGAGACGGCCGGCGCCCAACAACGUGCGCACUGGCAGCGCCGAGGAGCUGACUUGUGAGGGGGGCGAGGUGCACUUCGUUCAGCGCAUCAUCGAGGAGAGCCAGCUUAACAAGCAGCGCGUGCUCAUCUUCACCAGCAUGCUGGGUGUUAAGGCCAGCGUGCCCAAGAUCCUGGACUACCUGAAGGAACGUCAGAUUACCAACGUUACCACCACGGAGUUUCAUCAGGGACACACCACACGCUGGGCUGUGGCCUGGAGCCACCAACCAACGCCCCUAAGCCCCGGAACACAAUGUAAUUGAGUUGCUUUCAACUGGGAAUAAACUUCAGCUGCAUCAGCUGCGCACACAACUGAA